AUGUUUCUUUACAAAGCUCGUUCUUUUCCUUCUGGGUCAACUAUAUGCGGACCUCCUCUUAAUAUUUUAACUCGUUUAAUAAUGUUUAUUCAACUUCAUUUUUAUUAUACUGUUCCGGAAUUCACAGAAUUUUGGUGUCAACUCUAUGGGGACAGAGUUGGAGUAUGGAUGAAUGGAGGAUACACAAUUAUUACUUGUGAUGCGGAAUUUGCUCAACAAAUUCUUUGCGGAGUUAAUUCAAAAAACUUUAUUAUAAGAAUGGGUAAUGAUGAUGGUCUGAAAGAAAUUGGAAUGUAUCAGAGUGGCAUUAUUUGGAAUAACGAUGUUUCGAAAUGGACACUUCAAAAACGUAUAUUUCAAGCUGGAUUAGACUCCAAUGCCCGACAAAGAGCUUCGAUCAUUGCAAUAGAAAAAACUCAGCAAGAAAUUAAUCGUAUUAAAAUUUCCGCUUUAAAAGAAAAUAUACCGACUGUCGAUCUUUUAAAUGUAUUUCGUCAUAUUACUCUUGCGAUUACUCUUGAAGUGACCCUUGGCAUUCAACUUGACUAUGAAAAAUCACAAUACUUAAUUGACUGUAUUGUUGAUUAUUUUAAAGCAUGGGAAUUUUUUUUAUUAAAACCACGUUUCAUAUGGUAUUUAUUUCCUUUACAUUUAUUUCAUCACCGAAAAUCCGUUUUAAAACUUCGAGAAGAAAUUCAAAACAUUAUAUCGACACUCGAUCCGCAAAAAACCACAUUCUUGCGUCAACUUUAUAAUAAUAACUUGACAAAUGAAGAAAUUCAACAAAGUAUUCUUGAAAUGAUUCUUGCGGGCACAGAUACUUCUUCCGUUAGCUUAUAUUAUACCAUAUUGCUUCUUAUUGAAAACAAAAAAGUCGCAAACCAAUUAGUGGAAUCUUUAGAUGAUUCCCUUUUAGAAGCUGUUUUACGAGAAGCUAUGAGACUAAUGCCUGUAGGGCCAGUUAUAAUUAGAAAAUCUUUGAAUGACUGUGAAAUUUCAGGAAUUCAAAUUAAAGCAGGAACAAAUAUUGUAAUCAGUCUCGCUCGUAUGAAUCGUAACGAAAAGUGGUUUGAAGAUCCGCUUAAAUUCGACCCACAACGUUUCAUAAAUAAUGAGGAUUUGGCCAAACUUUCUGCACCAAUGGGUCAGGGACCAAAAUCAUGUGUAGGUCAACGCCUAGCAAUGGUUGAAAUGAUGGCUAUUUUACCCGAGCUUCUCAAAGAAUUCACAUUUACAAGGAUUGAUGAUACAAAACCGAUAAUUGACACAAGGACUAGAUGGGAUAUAGCUCAACAACCUGUCUCUAAAGAAAUUCUUAAUGUACUUCCAAGAAAAAAAAUUGUUUUUGUUGGAGCUCAUAGCGUUGGUAAAACGACAAUAGUAAAGUUUAUUAAGAGUCGUAUGAAUGGGACUACAAUUAGUGAGACAGCGAGACAUUUGUUGAAAGAAUUAAACUUAAAUGCAGAUAUUCUUAAAAACGAUCCUGAUAAAUCAUUGGAAUUUCAGGAGGCCAUAAUCAAGGCUCAGUGCAAAAGGGAAGAGGAGGUUGAACACGAAUUUGCGAUUUUGGAUCGAAGUGCAUUGGAUGCUAUAGUAUAUGCCCGGAC
Molecule: messenger RNA, 1607 nt
Organism: Racocetra fulgida
Lineage: Eukaryota; Fungi; Glomeromycota; Glomeromycetes; Diversisporales; Gigasporaceae
Source: the annotation of a GenBank genome assembly